AUAAAGAAAUAUCUCCGAUUUCUAUCCCACAUCCUCUCACGAGUACUUCCCGUGCCUUUGGUUAUCUACCAAGCAAUUGUGAACCCUUUAUUCGCAUAUCUACUCUUUAUUGGAAAUCUAUGUUUUUCCUUUUUUUUUAACUUUCACGUCUUAAAAAAUAUUUACCGUCUGAAAUUAAUGUGCAAUUUCAUCGACAAAUGUAAGCUUAGGCAAAACGCUGGCUUUCAAUUCAAGAAACCAAAGCAGUGUAUGAAGCUAAUGUUGCUCUUGAAGUCCCAAGUUUGAAUCGCAGCAACAUUUGAGCUCUUCAUUUGUGUUGAUGGUCAGGCAUGGCAGCCGUUGUAUUUUCAAGUUCGCUCGCUCUAGUUCCCCGACAAAAUCAAUUAAUAAUACCAGGCGGGUGUGUUUUCUCAGGUUUUCGUUCGGACAAGCUGCACAAAUCAACUGCAUUUAAGAAAACUCUGCGCACGAGAGAAUCAUUUUCUAUAUCAGCUUUUGAAGGUCGGAUGGGAGGAAUAUUUUGCUGUAAAGUCGAGGAGAACGAAGCGUCUCUCGAAGAACAGCUAGAAUUCACUGUUCGACGAAUUCAUUACUACAGGAAAGAUCAUGUCUAUGAGAACUGGGGGCUUCAUGCUUGGGGAGAUAUAAAUGUCCAGACACUGUGGGAGAAACCUUUAACUGUCACAGGAUCUGAUGAUUUUGGUGUGUAUUGGGAUAUUAGGGUGAAGCCCGGUGGAGUUUUGAACUUUAUUAUUCAUAAAGGGGAAACUAAGGAUUUCUCUGGAUCUAUAUUGGCCGAGGAUACUGAUAUCUGGGUGAUUUCAGAGUGUUCAUCAGUGUUUAAAGUGAAACCAGAUCUUACUUCAGUGCUUAAGGGCAAUCUUUCAAUGUCAAGAGCCUAUUGGGUGAGUGAGCUCUUACUUGCAUGGAAUUUGGAUGUAGAAAAUGUUCAAUUCCAGCUUUUUGCCAGCAAAAGUGCAAAGUUGGAUAUUACUUCUGGAGGGAUAAAAGGAGAGGAUUUGGUGGUUCCACUUGAAAGGGAAUCUGGCAGUCUUCCAGGAGAGAUUAUUGGGAAGUUUCCUCACAUUGCACAUUACAAGGCUUUUAAAUUGCCGGCUGGUGUCAAUGUUAAAGAGCUUGUCAAAUCCCAAUUAGCAAUUGCUUGCAUUGAUGCUUAUGGAACUUUGAUGGAUACUACUAGUAUACAGUUACAGGGUGUUUUGGAUGAUCUCUUUUCCUACGAUGGUCCACUUGGAGCCACAUUUACUGAGGAUGCUGUGAUGGUUCAUCUUUGGGCACCGACAGCUCAAUGUGUGCGUGUCUUCGUUUAUUCUAGUCCUUCAGGUGGUUCACCUUUAGAAACAAUCCACCUCAAAGAAGAGGGUGGUGUUUGGAGCACUUGUGGGCCAAGAAGUUGGGAGGGAAAAUAUUACUUGUGUGAAGUUACAGUAUUCCAUCCUGGUAGCCAACGUGUUGAAAUUUGUAUGGUAAAUGAUCCUUAUUCACGAGGACUUUCAGCAAAUGGAGAAAGAUCUUUGUUUGUCAAUCUCCAAGACCCAUUGUUGAAACCAGAAGGAUGGGAAAGCUUGGCUGAUGAAAAGCCGCAGUUAGAAUCAUUUGCUGACAUUGUUAUUUAUGAAUUACAUAUCAGGGAUUUCAGCGUGAAUGAUGAAAGUGUGGAUCCAAACUUAAGAGGGACAUAUCUUGGUUUUACAUCACAUGAUUCUGCAGGCAUGUGCCAUUUGAAGAAGUUGUCCGAAUCUGGUCUUACACAUUUACACUUGUUACCCAGCUUUCACUUUGCAACUGUUGAUGACAAUAAAGAGAACUGGAAGUUUAUUGAUGAGGACACGUUGGCAUCACUGCCACCAGAUUCAGAAGAACAACAAGCUCAAAUUGUCAGUAUUCAAAAUGAAGAUGGCUUCAAUUGGGGUUAUGAUCCUGUCCUUUGGGGUGUACCAAAAGGAAGUUAUGCAACAAAUCCAAAUGGUUCAUGUCGUACAUUGGAGUUUAGAAAAAUGGUGCAGGCCUUAAAUCGUAUUGGUCUAAGGGUUGUAUUGGAUACUGUUUACAACCAUUUACAUGCAAGUGGACCAAAUGACAAAGGGUCUGUCCUUGACAAGGUUGUUCCUGGCUAUUAUCUGAGAAGAAAUGUAGAUGGAUUCAUAGAGAACAGUGCAUGUGCAAAUAACACUGCCAGUGAACACUAUAUGGUAAAUCGGCUGAUUAUUGACGAUCUCCUUCUCUGGGCAAUGGAAUAUAAGGUUGAUGGAUUUCGCUUUGAUCUCAUGGGACAUCUAAUGAAAAGUACCAUGGUGAGUGCAAGAAACACACUUGAUAGGUUGUUGAAGCAUGAAAAUGGUGUAGAUGGUUCUAAGAUAUACAUUUAUGGAGAAGGAUGGGAUUUUGGCGAGGUUGCACAUAAUGGGCGUGGAAUAAAUGCAUCCCAAUCAAAUCUUGCAGGGACAGGGAUUGGGAGUUUCAAUGAUCGCAUACGUGACUCAGUCAUUGGAGGUUCUCCAUUUGGUCCUCAUCUUCAACAAGGUUUUGUCACAGGCUUGUAUUUGCAGCCUAAUGAACAUGACCAUGGUCGGAAGGAUGCUGUAGCAAAGUAUCUGGCAUCACAAGCUGAUUGGAUCUCUGUUGGGUUGGCAGGCAACUUAAGAGAUUUUGUGACCAUUAACUAUGAAGGAAUAGAGGUAAAAGGGUCUGAAGUUAAGAAAGAUGAUGGAGUGCCUGUUGGAUAUGCAUUGAGCCCAAUAGAAACUAUAAAUUAUGUCUCAGCACAUGAUAAUGAAACAUUAUUCGACAUGGUCAUGUGGAAGACUGCAAAGGAAGUUCAAUUGGAGGAGAGAUGCAGGAUAAACCAUUUGGCUACGAGUAUUGUAGCACUUUCACAGGGUAUACCAUUUUUCCAUGCAGGAGAAGAUAUGCUGCGAUCCAAAUCCCUUGAUCGUGAUUCAUACAAUUCUAGUGAUUGGUUCAAUAGGUUAGACUUCAGCUAUGAAUCAAAUAACUGGGGAGUUGGAUUACCUCCAAAAGAAAAGAAUGGAUAUAACUGGCCUGUAAUGAAGACAUUUCUGGCAAAUCCUUCCUUUAGACCAGAAAAGCAUCAUAUUCUGUCUGCUGUUGAACAUUUUCAAAAUAUGCUCAAAAUUAGACGCUCUUCUCCUCUUUUUCGGUUGGGGACAGCAAAUUCUAUUCAAGCGAGGGUUCGUUUUCACAAUACUGGGCCUUCAUGGGUUCCUGGCUCUAUUAUUAUGAGCAUUGAAGAUGGCAAUAAAGGGAUGCCUGGUUUGGCUCAACUUGAUCCACUGUACCGAAGAAUUGUUGUAAUAUUUAAUGCCCGCCCAAGCAAUCUUGUAGUUCCAAUUUCUGCACUUAAGGCGUUAUCACUUACUCUCCAUCCAGUACAGGAAGCAUCAUCUGAUGCCCGAGUUAAAACUUCAUUAUAUGGUACAAUCACAGGCACAUUCAAUAUUCCACCGAGGACAACAUCUGUAUUUGUGGAAGCUAGAUAGGUAUGCGUCUGUUUUUAGAUAUUCAGAGCCAAAUAGAGAAUUUAAAUAAGCUCCCUGAUGAGCUUUGUCUUCACAGCAAAACCAUGCAAGUGAUUUUAACUAUUAUCAAAUAAAUGCCACUCGAAUUGUUCAUUUGAGAGUCAAAUAAAUGUAGAAUGUUAUUCAAUUUUCUAUAUAAUAGCGUAUUACACUUCUCAUCUUCUUCUUAAUAUGGUUUUUAUGCAUGGAGGAUUGUAAGAGAUGGUGAAACAAAACCAUGUAAAAGCCCAACCAUUUUAUAGCUCAUUCUUUCUUGCAUGCGACUCAUAUGAAUUGGUUAGCUUUGCA
Messenger RNA from Cryptomeria japonica (Japanese cedar), 3848 nucleotides. Its product is annotated as pullulanase 1, chloroplastic. The record is from RefSeq and is a predicted model, not a curated record. Gene Ontology annotation, biological process: carbohydrate metabolic process. The transcript has 30 exons. Gene Ontology annotation, molecular function: pullulanase activity; carbohydrate binding. Lineage: Eukaryota; Viridiplantae; Streptophyta; Pinopsida; Cupressales; Cupressaceae. Bases 330 to 3521 code for a protein of 1063 amino acids.